Paramormyrops kingsleyae is the source of this 2404-nucleotide messenger RNA. RefSeq names its product zinc finger protein 862-like. Gene Ontology annotation, molecular function: protein dimerization activity. The record is from RefSeq and is a predicted model, not a curated record. NCBI's taxonomy places the organism in Eukaryota, Metazoa, Chordata, Actinopteri, Osteoglossiformes, Mormyridae.
UGGAACCUUUAAUGUUAAAAAGGACACUGCUGUUAUUCACAGCAAGUCAUUACUUCACAGAGAGUCAAUGAAGACCUCUCAGCGUAAAAAAGGUGAGAAAUCGGUUUUAAACCUGUUGGAGAACCUCCAGCCUGAGGUUCGUGCAAGAAUGUGCAAAUUGUUUGAUAUUGCAUAUGAAGUUGCAAAAUUGGAAAUACCAUUUACUAAAUACAAGGCACUGAUUGAAAUGGAAACAAAACAUGGUGUUUCCUUAGGGAAAGCAUAUUCAAAUGAUAGGGCCUGCCAGAGGUUCAUCGUUGAAAUAGGUAGGACCAUGGUGGAUGAAAUGAAGGCCGACUUUGAUGAAGGAUCUUUCUAUUGCUCAAUUAUUUUCGAUGGCUCUUCUGACAAGACAUACUCUGAGAAAGAAGUUGUUAGCAUAAAGUACCUUAAAGAUGGUGUGCCAAGGAUCAGGCUCUUGGGGUAAGUUAAUUAAAAAAACAACAAAUGAUUCUUUUGUUGCAUGUUUAUGAAGCAAAUACUGUAGUUUCUUGAUGAGUUCAAUGUUAAAGAAGUUCUCAAUAAUUUUUUUUUGUGAAAAUGACAACCAUUCCUUUCUCGCUUGUAGUUUUUAUUCCUUCAUCCAGCGAGUACUGUUGAGCAUAACUUGCUAUAUGCAGAUAGUUAUUGGUACCUACUCUUUUACUGAACUCUAGUCUGCGUGUGACCAACUUCAUUCAUAAUUAUAGCCAAGUCCAAGUUUAGUGCAAAGUAGUAUAAUUCAGUGUAUUAUUUAUGAUUUAUGCAGCCUUCUAACAGUAAUCUAGUUCAUUCAUCUCAUUCCCUUCACAGGAUAACACACCCAGAGGCAGGUGAUGCUGAGAGCAUUUUCAAUGCUGUCAGUGGUAAGCUGGAUGAACAGCAGGUCACCAUAGAGAAGUCCCUGAUUGCCACUGCUGCUGAUGGUGCAUCCGUUAACUUUGGCCGGGAAAGUGGUGUUCUUGUCAGACUGCAAGAAGCAGGUGCCCCUUGGAUGUUGAAAAUACACUGUCUCGCCCAUCGUCUAGAACUAUCCCUUGCUGAUGCUUUCUCAGAUACUUAUUUCAAGAGUGAGAUUGAUGAAUUCAUGAUGAACCUUUUCUACUUCUUCAAAAGAAGUACAAAAAGGUUCAAACAAUUCAAAGACCUCAGCAAGGUAUUGGGUCAGGAUGUUCUCAAACCUACCUGUGCCCAUGGAACUCGGUGGAUUGACCACAGACUUAAAGCAGCCAAUGCCCUUGACAGGAACUAUGAGACCCUGGUCAGUCUAUUUGAAGACUUUGCCUCAGAGGAGAGGAGGAAGAAAAAGGCAGGGGGAAAGGGCAUCACUCCAGCAGAGAAGGCAAAGAUGAAGGGCUACCUAAAACUUCUCAAGUCUGAGAAGUUUGUCCUCUGUCUUGCCCUCUACCGUGACAUUCUUGAUGACUUGGCCCAUUUGUCCAAGUGGCUUCAGGAUGACACAGCUCUUAUGGCAGAUGUAAGAGCUACUGUUGAAGCUACCCUGGGUCUUCUUACUCGUAAAAAAGAAACAUCCAGGUAUGUGAAUCUUGCAAAAGGAGAGAUGAAAUCUGAUGGUUUCUACAGAGGCCAUAAGCUGACCAAGGGUACAGGUAGACGAGAUGAAGUGGAUUUCAUCACAACUGAGUUCAUGAUGUUAAGAAAUGACACCAUAGACAAAGUUAUAUCUUGUGUAUCAAGUAGGCUGCAGGAUUUCAUUGAUAAUGAAAUCAUCAUUGCUUCAUCCAUUCUGGAUAUUUCAAACAUUCCUGGGGUCAGUGAGAAGGAGGCCUUGCUAGAGUAUGGAGUUGACCAUUUGACUACCCUUACAAAGCAUUUUGAAACUGUCUUGGUUGCUCAGGGGUGUGUUCUUUCUGAAAUAGAAAGAGAGUGGGAGAAACUGAAGUUGUUUGUGUCAAGAAACAAGAGUACAAAAAUGCCAAGUAGCAUUGAGUUUUGGAAAAAGAUGUUCCAGGAAAAAAGAUCAGAGUAUUCAAACCUUUUGCACAUAAUACACAUUCUCCUUGUUGUUCCCAUAGCUUCAGCUCAUGUGGAAAGGCAGUUCAGUAUCAUCAAGCGCAUCCUAGGUGAUUUCAGGGGAAGUCUUAGUUUACCUGUUAUUGAGCAUCUCGUCCGGAUUUGCUCUUCUGGGGUUUCAGUUUCAAAAUUUGACCCAAAUCCAGCUGUGGAAAACUGGUGGUUGAGUCAGAAGCGUAGGCCAAACUUCCGCUCAAGGAAGGCAUCCAAAGAGUUAAGCACAGCCCCCCAAAUACCAGCAGGUGGUGAGAAAUCUGACUUGGAGCUGUUGUUUGCAGAUACAAAUUCAGAUGCCAAUGAAGACAGCAGCAGUGACAGUCAGUCUGAGACUGAAUCUGAAUCUGCAAAUUAA